Molecule: messenger RNA, 4329 nt
Organism: Nerophis ophidion (straightnose pipefish)
Lineage: Eukaryota; Metazoa; Chordata; Actinopteri; Syngnathiformes; Syngnathidae
Product: type II inositol 3,4-bisphosphate 4-phosphatase-like
Exons: 17
Coding region: 1204-3531 (775 amino acids)
Cellular component (GO): cytoplasm
Molecular function (GO): phosphatidylinositol-3,4-bisphosphate 4-phosphatase activity
Source: RefSeq, a predicted model, not a curated record
UACUAUUAUUUUUUUGUCUUACAUGGCAAGUUGUACCUAAUAUUGUAAAUAAUAUUUAUGAAGUUUAUUUUCGACCGUGUCUGGAAAAAAAUAGCAGUAAUGAUCGUCUUCAAGAUAUAUAAUCAAACAGUGUACAUUUUCAAAAGAUAAAUUCAGAUACUUUUUGAGAAAAUGGGUGUCGAGGGUUUCCAUUGCAAUCUAAAGAGAACGAGGAGUCAGGAAAAAACGUGGGUUUGUUUAAAAAAAACAAAAAAAAACAAUGGUGAGAAGAUAUAGGUUGGUUGCCUACAGCCAUCUUGGGCUUUAGCUCUUUGCCGCGAUGUGUCGCCACCUGGUGGUUACACACGGUAGUGCGCCCAUCAUCACCGCAUCGUUGCAAAGUGAAGACACCAAUGAAUGAGUCACGUUUUAAUUUCAGCACAUCAUAGAGACUCUGUGCCAAGUUCACUUUUAUUUAGUAAGAUAAUACUUCACAUAAAAUACAAGUGCAAGCCGAUGAAAGGUCACAUGAUAGAUAAGACAGUAAAACAAUGUAGUCAUAGUCUCCAGUCGAGGCCAAAGUAAAAAGUCAAAGUAUCAUCUUAUAUUUACAACUAAGUUAAUCGGGCGGCUUCAAAACUAAAAUUUGCAUUCGGAAAUACGUACUUUCUUUAAACAUUUCAAAUUCGACAAUACAUUAGACUUCUGUUUAAUGGACGUCAGACAAACCUCUGCUUACUCCUAAGGUGGGUCUCCAAACAGAAUGUGUUUACAUUUAAUUAAAAAGCAAUAAUGAACAAAGUGUUUAUAAUGAAAUACCACCCUUACUUAAUAAAAUAGUAGCUAGAUUAUCGUUAUAGUUUAAAGUUUAGUAGGAAGUACAACAUUCUCUAUCGUCUCAGGUAAACACAAUCAACACUUACCCUAAUAUGUAAAGUUCAAGAAAAAAAUUCCUCUUUGGGACAUUCUUCGUUUAAAGUGACAUGUUUAAAACUCCCAUAUAAAAGUGAAGUUUAAAGCAAAGAAAAUCUCAAACGCACCCGGAAGUGUUCCCCUACCUUGUCUUCCUGUAGGUGCUUCUUUUCAAUCACCGUGUUAGCCGUAAAGGCGGUGACAACAACGGCUCCAUAGAUAAUCAGAUCCAAUGACAAUGUGGCUUCUUUCCGUGGCGAUCCCGUUAAGAGCAGAGAAGUCGCUGUAUUACUGAGCAAGAGGCGACAACUCAUGCCGCUGCAGUUUGUGUGUAAAUUGUGCAUGCUAAGAAGAUUAUUGUGUGGCAUGACCGAUGAAGUCAACAUCAGGGAGGUGCACAUGUCCCAGCCACACGCGGAGGAAGACACUUCUUCUUCUGCAGAAGAGAGCCCAACCCUGUGUGAGCUUCUGCAUAGCCGCAUGCACCGCUGCAGCCCACUCGUGAGAGCAGUGUUGUGUGCGCAGGUGUGUAAGGUGUACCGCUUUCAGACGGAGGACGACAGAUGGCUGCUGGUCCAGGAGCAAAUGUCCGAAACGCUUUUGUCCUUCUCUUUACCCAAACAGCUACUGAGGAUGCUCACGAGCCAGUUCACUAACAUUCGGCAGGAAGUGGAGAAGCAUAGCGACCUUUCACCCCACUGGGAUGGCCUCCGAUGUGAUGUCCUCAGCCACUGCAGCUACCUGAUUGGCUCCUACGAAGAGGCGCUUGAAAAGCUGCACACACUUUCAGGAUUGUCCUGCUUUAAGUCGAGUGGCUCCAAGUGGGAAAAGCACCUUCAGUUUGUCCCCACCAACCUGCAUGCUCAGCGGAUGGAAGUCACCUGUCAGGACAGCCCAGGUGUGUGGUACCAUGUGAUCACCUUUGGUGCUCCGGCCGACCACUACCAGGCCUUCAAACAUGGCGGUCUAAGGAGGCUGCUGGCCAAGCACGCUGACCACAUGCACAGCUACGUGUGCUACUCCCAGUACUCCCAGGAGGAGAGCUCCAGGGCCCAGGCGGUGUUGGUUAGCCUGGCUCAGCUGCAGCCGCUCCUCUUCGGCCUCGCUGAGGAGCUGCUGUCCGUCUCUCUGGAGCGCAGCGGUCCCCGGCUGCAGCGGGCUGCAGACGACUUAGCCCGACAGACGGAAAAGUUUGUUCACGCUCUUAAAGACGAGCUUGUGAGAAGCUCGUUGGGUGACAUUCAACACAAACGCUGUCACGACAAAGACGGCGGCCUCCGUGACGCUUCACCUGACGACCAGCAACAUGACGAGGAGUGGGACAGAGUGUGGGCAAACGUCACAAACAGCCUGAGCUGCAUCAUCGUCAUGGUGGACCGACUCCAUGUGCAGCAAGACGGCAAUCCAAACGACUGUGGUAUGUUUACUACCAACUCUGUAUGUGCACUUUUAUACACUCAUGACCUUGUCCGCCCCCCAGGCUGUUGGCAGGAGCAGCUGCUCCCUCUGGUGAUCACUCUCAGGGAUUGCGUACGUGAGGCGGUCCAGAGGGCUCAGGCUGCCAUGACCUUUGUGGUCUUGCAGGCGGCGGCCUCUGCUACCGUCGUGAACGGCGCCGCCAAUCUUACUCUAAGACGACACGCCGUCUUCAGCCAGGCGCUCUCAGCGACCACAUGCGGUUUCCUGUUGAGGCUCUACAACGGUCUGGGAGAUUCAAAGUUCCUGCAGCAGCUUCAUGCUGUCGGAAUCCUGGUUCAGUUUGAAGGCCUGCUCAGCACUUAUGGUGAUGAAGUGGGGAUGCUGGAGGAUAUGAUGGUGGGGGUGGCCGACCUGGGGGGAGUCACAUUUUCCCUAACUGAAGCAAAAACGGAACAACCCGAAGACCUUCAGCCGACCCUCAGAGGAACAUUGGGUUCCAUUGUUGUCAUCGUCCCACUGCCUACGUCAGCCUUCAUGACACUGCCCGGUGAGCUGAGAGCAGGAUGUUUGAUUCCCAUUCACCCUGUUCUCUUCAACAUUGGCAUCAACCAGCAGCAGACUGUGGCUGAGAGGUUUGGCAACAACUCCCUGCAGGAAAGGCUGAAUCAGCAGAGCUGCGAGCAACUGAACGUUUACUGUAACACGCUGAGAGAUCACCUUCCUGACUUUGCUGGUGUGCAAUCUCUGUGGGACCUGUUAGGAUCUUUGAGUCGGAGCGUGGAAGCUCAGAGGAGGAAAAAUGUGGAGGUGCUUUGGCUGGCUGCCUCGGUCUGUCGUCAAGUGAGCGGGGUGCGUCUAACCAGCUGUAAGAGCGCCAAGGACCGCACGGCAAUGUCAGUGACACUGGAGCAGUGCAUGCUGCUCAGGGACAAACAUGCUCUCAGCCAACACCACUUUUGCACUGCGCUGGACCAAAUGAGGAGGUGUCGUCUGUCCUGGGGGCAGAUGUUGGGCUGUUAUGCCAAAUCGGGUCUAACACUGAUUGGGUUAGAGUCUGGGGAGAAGCCAUCGGACCAACAGAAGUCCAACUUCCCGCGGUGUUUUGCCCCAAAAGGCACAAGACCACACUUGUAUCCUGUGGCUUUCCUGUUGGUGACUUCUCACCUUCUGGUUCUCUGGCUCAUUCUCAGCCUGCUUGUGCUAGUGGCCAAGUAUGAGUAGAGCCACACAGGCUGUGAAAGACAAAAAAAAGCAUGACAAUCUAUGAUCAGCCCUACUAAACAGUUGAUGAUAAAACGUAAAAAGGAGAUGACUGUUUGUGUGCAGGGAGGGCUGCCGAAUGGAGAACGUUCAGAAAAACAUCGGAAGUAGGAAGUUUGCCUUCAGCCGUGUCCAGCUCCUUACCUUCCCAAAACUUUACAGACCUCCAGAUGGCAGCUAUGGAUAGUACACAUCUUAUGUUUUUGUUUUGUUUUGUGCAUAACGUUGAAUAAUGAAUCGUGUAAUUUUGUUUUUGUCAAAACAAAGAGUUAAACUGUUUAGAAAAAGGCAUAUUGCAUAUUAAGAUAAACUGCUAAAUUGUAGCAAUCAUGUUAAAAUAAAUUAUUUUUUUUAUUCUAUAUAAUAUGAUUUAUAUAAAUCUAUUUAUGUGUAUAUAUGUAUAUAUUUAUACAUAUAUAUACACAGUAUAUAUAUACUUAUAUAUAUAUAUAUAUAUAUAUAUAUAUAUAUAUACAUAAUUAUGUAUAUGUAUAUGUAUAUAUACAUUUAUGUGUGUGUAUUUACAAAACUCAAAACCAGUGAAGUUGGCACAUUGUGUAAAGCGUAAAUAAAAACAGAAUACAAUACAUAACUAAUCAUUUUCAACUUAUAUUCGAUUGAAAGGCCAGAUAUUGAAUGUUUGAACUAAGAAACAAAAAUGUUUUUUUGCAAAUAAUUAUUAACUUAGAAUUUAAUGGCAGCCACACAUGUUACAUGGCAUUUCCUUUUAACAACACUCAAUAAACCUAUGAUAACUCA